Molecule: messenger RNA, 1200 nt
Organism: Candidozyma haemuli
Lineage: Eukaryota; Fungi; Ascomycota; Pichiomycetes; Serinales; Metschnikowiaceae
Gene: PDA1
Product: pyruvate dehydrogenase (acetyl-transferring) subunit E1 alpha
Exons: 1
Coding region: 1-1200 (399 amino acids)
Biological process (GO): pyruvate decarboxylation to acetyl-CoA
Cellular component (GO): intracellular membrane-bounded organelle
Molecular function (GO): pyruvate dehydrogenase (acetyl-transferring) activity
Source: RefSeq, a predicted model, not a curated record
AUGCUUAGAAGUGCCGUUCGUACUAAAAUCAACCCGGUCAGGGCCAUUUCUGCCUCCAGGCUGUUGGCUUCCCAGGCCCUGGACCUCGUCCUGAUCGACCUUCCUGCGUCGUCUUUUGAAGGCUACAAGCUUGACCAGAUGCCAGAGUUGACGUUUGAAACCGAAAAGGACACGCUUCUUCAGAUGUACAAGGAUAUGAUCAUCAUCAGAAGAAUGGAAAUGGCCGCUGACGCUUUGUACAAGGGUAAGAAAAUCAGAGGGUUCUGCCACUUGUCGGUGGGCCAGGAGGCCAUUGCUGUGGGCAUUGAGAGUGCCAUCAACCAUAAGGAUACUGUGAUCACGUCGUACAGAUGUCACGGGUUUGCGUUCAUGAGAGGUGCUUCUGUCAAGGAGGUGUUGGGCGAAUUGAUGGGUAAGCGUUCGGGUGUGUCUUACGGUAAGGGUGGCUCCAUGCACAUGUUUGCUCCUGGCUUCUAUGGUGGUAACGGUAUUGUGGGAGCUCAGGUGCCGCUUGGAGCUGGUUUGGCUUUUGCUCAUAAGUACAGAGGCGAGAAGAACGCUACGUUCACGUUGUACGGUGACGGUGCCGCCAACCAGGGUCAGGUGUUUGAGGCCUACAACAUGGCCAAGCUCUGGGACUUGCCAUGUAUCUUUGCAUGCGAGAACAACAAGUACGGUAUGGGUACUUCAGCUUCGAGAUCGUCUGCCAUGAUUGAGUACCACAAGAGAGGUCAGUACAUUCCUGGUUUGAAGGUGAACGGUAUGGACAUCUUGGCGUGCUACCAGGCGUCCAAGUUCGCCAAGGACUGGUGUGCCAACGGUAACGGUCCUUUGGUCAUGGAGUACGAGACCUACAGAUACGGUGGCCACUCCAUGUCUGACCCAGGUACCACUUACAGAACCAGAGAGGAGGUGCAGCACAUGAGAUCGAGAAACGACCCAAUUGCCGGUUUGAAGGCGGUUCUUUUGGACUUGAACAUUGCCGACGAGGCUGAAAUCAAGUCUUACGACAAGGCUGCCAGAAAGUACGUUGACGAGCAGGUUGCUGCUGCUGAGGCCGAUGCUCCUCCAGAGGCCAAGAUGUCUAUCUUGUUUGAGGACGUCUACGUGCGUGGCACCGAGAUUCCUGAAUUGAGAGGCAGAAUUUCCGACGAUACUUGGAACUUUGAGAAGAACGACUUUUCCAACCACGUUUACUAA